AUUAGAGAGUCUGUUUCCUAGAAGAAAAAAAUGGGCCUUUCAGCUUGAUUGAUCAAUCAGUCAGAUGUGUUACAAUUGUAAUGAAGAGGGGGCUAGCUGGGAGGAUCCAUUUCAUGUAUUCUAUAACAGCCUAAAAUCCAGCUGGGGAAAAAAGCAGUUGGUAAACAUACAGUGUAUGCAUGUUUAUGAAUAAUUAUUGGAGUUUAACCACAGUAAUCUUGCGAAUUUGCCAACAGACUCCAGUCGUCACAGGCUUGGAACAGAGCUAUUUAUUGACUAGGCUUAUUUUUGGUCGUUAGAAAUGUCCAAGAAACACGGGAAUGAUUUGCACGAAUUGGUUCUUUUAACGGUUUUUCUAGCAUCAACGAACGUCCUAAUAGUAGGAGGACAGGAACAAGCAUUUUUACAGAUUACUUCGUGUAUACCAAACGAUGCACACGGCACUCGACGCGACGUCUGGACUGGACUGUCCCAAGGAACAUUAGCCGCACUCGAAGCUGACCCUCGUUACCCUAACAACGCGAGUACGUCAGAAUUUGUACAGUCGUUGGAGGCUCCCAGAGGUCGUGGUAAUAUGUAUGGACAGAAGCUAAGUGCUUUCUUCAUCCCACCAGAAACAGGAAACUACGAGCUCCACAUGGCAUGUGAUGAUCAGUGUGAGCUAAUGGUCAGYAGUGAUGAAGAUCCAAGCCAUGCUUACUCAGUACUGAAAAUUACGCAGUGGACUCCGUACAGAAAUUGGAAUUUCACAUGGGGCGAAGACCGCCGGAAUGCCGAAUGGCCUAACAAGACUCGUAGACCAUUCGAGAGGUCUUAUUUGUUUAGAGCAUACGGUGUGACUACCCCAGGGGAGUGGGGAGCAUACGGUGUGACUACCCCAGGGGAGUGGGGUCAGUGGUCGUCGUGUAGUGUAACAUGUGGUGGAGGAUUACAAGUAAGGAAUCGCACAUGUCUGGUUCCGCUGCCUAUUUUUUCACAAAUGGACUUGACGGGCAAAGAAACAACGGAAACCAGGAAAUGUAUACCUUUCUACUCUUGUCCAGCACCACCCGCACAAGUCCAUGCCGAAACCGUCGAUUCAACAUCCAUUCAAGUAUCGUGGUCUCCCUUUAUACUCAAUUCGUCUUCAAUGGAACUAGUAGGCUAUGAAAUAAACUUUCAACGUUUGUUUAUGUUUCCUCGUAUGUCUACAAGGAGAACAAGAAGAGCUGCCAACCAAGUCGCUACAAACCAAAUCGCAUUCAAUCACGUGAUUCAUAAAGCAUCAGAUACAGGUCACGUGAUGAUACCUCCUAGUUACCAAUCUGCUGUAUUGAGUGGUCUGUUUUCUUAUUCUACGUAUUGUAUACGAAUUGCUACAGUUUCAAAUAUUUGGAAAAGUGAGCCGAGCGCAUGCGUAAACGUAACUACUGCAGAAGAUGUUCCAAGCUCAGCGCCGUUAAACGUAACAACGAAAAACCUGACAAGUGUCCAUAAAGUUGAAGUCACGUGGACGACUGUUCCGUCGGGAAAACACAACGGAAUAGUACUUGGGUACCACAUCAGAGUUCGCCCGCUGACCAUCGCUAAUGCGAAGCCCAAAGACGCAAGCGAAAAGGUUUUUACGGUGUUGAUACCACUUGUUACGACAGUGCUGACAGGACUGGAAUCGUUUACUGUCUACAGUAUCCAGAUAGCCGCCUUCACGGCGAUAGGAGAUGGACCUUACAGUCCACCAGUCAUUGCUGAAACCUGCCGCUGUCCAAAACGAAUGUACGCCAAUUGGUGGAUUCUUCCUCCUCUAACGACUAGGUCAGGAGGCGUGUCUCGCGGUAUAUUCCCAACAUUGCUAUCCAAUAUGAUCAAAUACGCAUGCGCGCUGUGCAAAGGCCAUAGACAAACUGUACUAGAGUUGGAUAAAACAAAUCCUAAAGAAAAGAAUCACUCAUUUGCCCUGAAAGAAAACCAACUUCAGGUCAGAAAAGCCAUCAAACGUACAGUUCAUGUUAGUUAUCCGCUGAGUGUAGAGAAGACAGAACAGUUGUCUGGUGAGGGUUUUCAGUUCGUACCUGUGAUCGAGGUGUCCUCAGCUGUCGUAUAUAUCAAGAAGAAAUUAUCUUAUGAAGUAUAUGCCAAGAUGCUUGGCUCAUCUCUGUUCAGCUGCUGGCCAAUGACCGUCUUGGUUUUCGUACUCUCCUUACUUGCUGGCACCAUACUGUGUAUUCUGGAGACGAUAUCUUACCCGCAACAGGUCAUGGGCAAUUCAUCGUUCUUGAGAGCAAUAUACGAAUAUUCUUGGUGUGCAUUCAUAUCAAUGACCAGCGUCGGGUAUGGAGAUCGCUUCGCUCGGUCCAAUCAGGGACGAAUAUUCACCAUGCUUUGGUUCAUCGUUGGUUACGUCGUCACAAGUAUAUUCGUCGCUACACUUGCAUCUUCGCUUAACGUUAAAGUUGUUGUUACAACGAAAAGUCCCUCACAGGGAGGAAAGGCCCCAAGCGAAACUCUAUUAACCAAAGUAAAAGAAAAGCAAAUAAAUUUUUUCGAUCCAAGAAACACGUUGUACGCCAUGUCUGUGUACUUCUCGUCAGGGWUUCUGAUUGGAUCCAUCUUAAGUGGAAUUUUCUAUUAUUAUAUUUGCAAUCGAAAAAGACCAAUAAAGCGAACAGAGGAAGUUCCAGUUCAGUUAACCCCGGAUCUCCAUUCCGAAUACGCUUUAAUGCGUUUAAUCAAGUACAAAGCAGAAUUACGCGAAUUUUUGGAAACAUUUCAUCAAAGAUGUCUGUCAAUUUCCCACAAACUGAAAUCAAAACACAAAGAAGAAAGAAGAUUGUUGCUAUGUGAAUUACGUCAUUCCAGGAACUCACGUGAAUAUCGUCUAGUACCUACGAUGAUACAGCAUCACCGAGAAUUCAAAGAAAAUGGCUACAGAGAAACAGUGUUAUAGACAUGUAUACAGCUAUUUAGAGAAAGGUUGGUCAGUAAAUGGUGGUUUGCUUUGUAGGCCCAAACUGCAAAUUUCACGACAAUAUGCACUUUUAUCAAACUUUAUCUGCAUGUUUAUUCCGGUUUCUGAUAUCACAUAUUUCCAUAUCAUUCAAAUGAUCCUUAAUUAUUAGGUAGCCAGCCAACCGCAUGCUUAGAAUUAGGCCACUUCAGGUGUCCUAUGGAUUAUACCAGAGCCCUCGUUCUUCACCGCAAGCCAAAAAAAACGCAGGCUCUGUGUACGAGAUUGUUUGCAACAAUAUUACUAUAAUGGCAGAGUGAGUAUGAAUGUGGUCUUUCAAGGGUUAGCAAAAACGAUACUACAGAGAGUUUAAGCAUUUCGUUUACGGCUAAAAUGAAUAUUCUGCACUGAAGUCGAGUCUAGCCCUGAGCAGCAAGAGAACUCGAAACUGGAGUAUUUAGUACAAAGUAUGGUUUUGGUGGAAUGUUUCAACCGAUGCUGAAGAGACUGAGUUGCCAAAAUUCAAUAAAAAAUAACACAUUGGUGUUUAUUAUUAAUGA
Actinia tenebrosa (Australian red waratah sea anemone) is the source of this 3483-nucleotide messenger RNA. RefSeq lists its product as uncharacterized. Gene Ontology annotation, cellular component: signaling receptor complex; external side of plasma membrane. NCBI's taxonomy places the organism in Eukaryota, Metazoa, Cnidaria, Anthozoa, Actiniaria, Actiniidae. The record is from RefSeq and is a predicted model, not a curated record. Gene Ontology annotation, biological process: cytokine-mediated signaling pathway. Gene Ontology annotation, molecular function: cytokine receptor activity; cytokine binding.